Molecule: messenger RNA, 1482 nt
Organism: Rodentolepis nana
Lineage: Eukaryota; Metazoa; Platyhelminthes; Cestoda; Cyclophyllidea; Hymenolepididae
Source: the annotation of a GenBank genome assembly
AUGAAGGCUACUUCUAAGAGUGUCCUAAUUCAGCCACGUCUGUGGACACCUUUCAGUUCAAUCCAAUCGAUUUCGAUUUUACAGGAUUCGGAUGCUUUGAUCGAACGACUCAGAACCGGGAAUGAGCCACCGGGAGAUGUACCAUUUGUUCAACUUGAUGUCCCUGAUCCCCCACCAUGCUCAACCCAACUUCCUGGCCACGCUAAUGGAGAAAACGGUUACUCUGAGAAGAGCAGUCGUCGAAGGCGGUCUAGCAGUAUUGCUGAAAAUGGUGAUAAUGGAAUGCACUAUGCCUCGAUUCAAGUUUCCCCUGCUGUUGGUCGGGUUUCUAGUCCAUUUACAGGCGCGGAUCCCAUUAUUGAACCAACAGAGUGCCAUAAACUCACAGCGACGCCAACCACAACCUGUCCGAGUUUGAGUAAACCCGGAAGGCGAUUCAGCGUGAGUUUGGGAUCCAAGGAAGGAAGCACUGGGAAUGGACACAAUUUCCUUUGGAAGGUUUUCACUCGAAGGAGCAAAAGCCGAGAAGGCGAGAGACGAAGUGAAUCGCUCACUCAUGGGCGUCCAUUGAUAACCCAAUCUCCGCAUGAAUCACCAAAGAAAAUAGAAAUGGCUAAUGGGGAUAAAGAAAUUACAGAGGCACCGAUUUCGAGUAAUCUCCAGGAUGUCGACACAAGAUCAAAUCUAUCUGUUCCUACGCUAGUCCCUCUUAAUACUCCGCUAAUCAAUUCCUCCGGGUCAACGCAAGAGAAAGCUCAAGUUACCGAGCUCACUAGAUCACUUUCAUCUCCCUCCUCAAGCAGCAAUGACUUUUAUGGAACUAAAACAAAGCCGACUAACAAUCCAACUGUUUCUCAACCAAAAUCAACGUCUCCUGAGCGCUACUCAAUAGGAACGACAAAAAGUUCUUCUCAGAACGGUUCCCAUUAUCAGAGAGGAGCAAUAGUUGGAACAACUCCUGGUUCUAAUAUAACUCAACCGAAAUCUCCAAGAACUACCAGUCCAAGAAGAAAUGCUUACCAUCAACCUAAAAGGCAACAUGAAAAUAAUCAUCAUCAGCCUAAUAAACGAAAUGUAGAUAACAAAAUGGCUCAUCGAUCAUCUAUGAGCGAUCUAAUAGCUGUUGGGACAUGCAGAGCCCUGUAUGACUUUGAAAGUGCCCAAUAUGGAGAAACCUUUGUCUCUUUCAAAUCUGGAGACGAAUUGCGUCUGAUUUCGUCCAAUACAAAGUGGCAUGGAAGUCCAGAUACAGAUGGAUGGAUAUAUGCUGAAACGAUACCCCCCGUUAAUGAUCCGAAUGCCCUUGCCCGACGCGGAUUCAUUCCAGCAUCUUUUGUGGAAAUUACUCUCUACCCCGAACCCCAACCUCUCACUCUACCACGCAAACGCGAUUUUGAUGACGGCUCAAAUUUUAGGGGUAGUCAUAGCAAUCUUCGAAGUGAUAAAUCUUUUCUUGCUCUUGGACAAGCUACUGAACUCUAA